GUUGGAGAGAUGGUAAAGCACUGGGAAGUGAAAGAGUGGGCUGUGUUUAUAUUUGUACGCCGGAUUCGAAUAGCCGCGCGCAGGGUGAUGUGGCAGCAGCAGUAAGACAGUUGCGAGCGAGCGGCCGAGCGCGCUAGCAGCAGCAGCAGUUGACCCCCCACGCAGAGCUCGCUUGACUAGCGCGAACCCGCCUGCAGUGCAGUGUAGCCGGUACCAUCUCGUCUCUAUAUAAAACUCACAGAACAAAUACCAUCUUUCAUCGACGUUGAAGCAAGCAAAAACAUGUUCAAUUGUUGAUUUCUCGUAACUGUGAAGCUGUGGCGUGUGUUGAUUUUACAGUAAUCCAGACGAAACAUUACAUCUACAAGUUAAUCAUGCAGCAACAGCGUAACAUUACAUCUAGAAUUAUUGACAAUGGGGAAAGAAUAUAUAGAUGCUGUUAGAAAGAGAGUAAAUGUUAAUUUACAAUUGCGUAAUCUUUUUAUUUGAAAAGUAUAUGACGACGGGAUCAAUAGUGCUUGUGUACGGCGACGCCAUGGAAUCGAUACAUGAAAGUAACAGUUGAAGCCGGCUGGGAUGAGCGGGUUACAGACUACAUCACUACACUGCAUAUUUUGCAUUCUUGUGACUUCGCCCAAAAGGCAUCAUCAUCAUCACCACCAUCCAUACGGAAGAGGCGAUCCGUUUUUACCGAGAUUACGUCAUUAUUGUUCCUACCACCAGGACCAGUGUAAUUAUAAACAAUAUAACUUAGCUACAACAGCAUCGGCCUUUAUGAACGGGACAGUCCACAUCUGACAAGAUACCAACACUUUUCUUUACCCCUAAUUUUCAUACAUCUUCUCGAGGCGUCUGAGACAGCAACAUAACAAAAAAGAAACAGCAAAAAUGGCUGAGAAGACAUCCCCAAGUUAUUUGUUGCAGCUUAAGGCAACGAUAAUCAGGAAUCUUCUUCUUAAGAAACGAGAAAAGCGAAAGACUAUUGCUGAAGUGUUUCUGCCACUGUAUACACUAGGAAUUCUGAUUGUAAUCAAGAUCAUAAUACCAAACCCAAACUUUCCUGUUAUGAGCACCCCACGGGGAGAGGCAGUCCUAUUUGAACACUUCCAGCAAUUUAAGAACCACACCAUUGCCAUUGUACCAAACUCUACUGAGACACAGCGCUUCCUGGAGAGUGUGAAUCAGCUAUGGUUGACGAUGCACCUCGACCCAGGACUCCAUCCAAUCAGCUUCAUGAUGUUUGACACACAUGAUGAUCUGCUUACAGCUUAUUGGAAGGAGCCAACAUCUAUCCCUAUUGCUGUCAUCUUUGAAACAGACGAUCCUGUCAAAGGAAGUUUAAAGUAUGAAAUCAGGACAAAUCCUUCUUUUGUGGUAACGCCCUCAACAACAGAACUGUACUCAUCACCAGCAUCAUGUCGAGAGAGUGAAGGCCACUGGAGUGGAGUGUUCCCUAUAGAAACUGGGGAGAGCUGUCCAGUGAACCAAUAUUAUUACUCUGGUUUUGUGGCAAUCCAAGCUCUCUUUGAUUUCACCAAGAUCAGGUUGGAUUCAGGUCAAAUGAACAUUGAAGUGCCACACAUCAUGCUUGAAUUAUUUCCAAAGAAGGCAUACACUGGAGACUGGAUGGUGGCAUUCCGAGUUCUGAUUCCAUUAUACAUGGUAAUGGCGUUAUCACAGUUCAUAACAUAUUUACUCAUCCUUAUUGUUGGAGAGAAGGAAAAGAAAAUAAAAGAAGGCAUGAAGAUAAUGGGACUUCGUGAUUCUGUAUUCUGGUUGUCCUGGUUUAUCAUAUACGGGAUAUUUGUGCUGUUUCUGACCAUCGUCAGUUCGAUCCUGCUGUUCACGUUGAGAGUGUUCCAGCACACCAACUUCCUGCUCAUCUUCCUGCUAAUCCUGUUGUAUGGUCUCUCCAUCAUCAUGUUUGGCUUCCUGCUCACCCCCUUCUUCGACAAGGCACGGACUGCUGGCAUUCUUGGAAACUUUGCAGUGAACAUCAUGAGUUUACUGUACUUCAUACAAGUGUUUGUUGAUGACUCAAGUUCUGUGGCCUUCUGGCUUGUCUCCCUCUUGAAUUCAUCAGGAUUUGCCCUUGCCAUGGACAAGGCAUUAGUGCUGGACUUGUCAGGGGAUGGCGUGAGUUUUGACAAUCUCUGGUCAGGUCCUGGGAUUCCAUUUGGGGGCAGCCUAAUCAUGAUGUCACUGGAUAUUGUUCUAUAUGGUCUUCUUGCCUACUACUUGGAUUGUGUUAUUCCCAGUGAAUAUGGCACCAAGAGAUCGCCAUGGUUCUGUUUCACUCCUGGAUUUUGGUGCUCCAGGAAAUCUGCCCCACGAAUUCCAUCUGUAAAUGGUGAGUCGGAUUCGUUCAACACAGGUGAAGAAUUGAACCGAGAUAUUGAAACUGUGGCACGGGAAAUGAAAGGACGGGAAGCCAUAAAUAUAGUGGAUCUUUAUAAGACAUUCCAUGCAUGCAGGAAACCUGAAGUCAGGGCAGUUAAUGGUAUCAACUUAGCAAUUUAUGAAGGUCAAAUUACAGCUAUUCUUGGUCACAAUGGAGCAGGCAAGACCACGCUUUUCAACAUUUUGACAGGACUUACAGCCCCAUCUGCAGGAACAGCUUUUAUAUUUGGAUAUGAUGUUAGGGAUCCUAAUGACAUGCACAGAAUCCGCCAGAUGACUGGGGUAUGUCCACAGCAUGAUAUCUUGUUUGAUAUGUUGACACCUCGUGAACAUCUAGAGUUCUUUGCAGCUGUUCGGGGAAUACAUUCAUCCUUGAUUGAGUGCGAAGUGUCUAAAACUCUGCGAGAUAUUGACCUGAUUGACAAAGCAAACACCUUUGCCAAACAUUUGAGUGGUGGGGAGAAGAGGAAGUUGUCUGUUGGCAUUGCUGUUAUUGGAGACCCAAGGAUUAUUAUCUUGGAUGAACCAACAGCUGGUGUUGAUCCAUACUCUCGGAGACAUAUGUGGUCUGUCCUUCAAAAUAGAAGACAUGGAAAGGUAAUUUUGCUUACAACGCAUUUCAUGGAUGAAGCGGAUAUUCUUGCAGAUCGAAAGGCUGUUGUUUCAAAAGGUCGUCUCCGAUGUUGUGGAUCUUCCCUGUUCUUGAAAAACAAAUUUGGUAUUGGUUACCAUCUAACACUUGUCCUGGAGGGGGUAUCAAGGGAGCAUGCCAUUACACGUCUUGUGACGAGUCAUGUUCCAAAAGCAGAGAAGGCUCGUCGCCAUGGGAGGGAACUCAGCUUUAUCUUGCCACACAAUGCUGUGGAAAACUUUGCACCACUCUUUUCAGCCAUUGAGCAUGAGAUUAACACGAGGGCUAGCCGAUUGGGUAUAAGCAGUUAUGGCGUUUCCAUGACAACGCUUGAAGAGGUUUUUCUCCACCUGGAACGUCUGGAGCGAGAUGAGGAGACAGAUGGGACAAUGGACAACCUGUCAAAGAAGAUGGUGCGCAAUCGUGCGCUGAGCCGCUCUCUGUCGCUUCAGAGUAAGAGUACUUCAUACCAGAGCCUCCAGAAUGAGGGUGCUGUCAUCACAACUGCCACGGGGCCUACGGGAGAUGUGCCAGGGAGAGGUAGAGGUGUAGGAGCUGGGGACACACAAAUUGAUGGCAUCAUGAACCAAACAAAUGAACAUCCAGUAACUGGACUAGGGUUCAGCACAAUAGAAACAAAUCCAAAUAAGUGGCAAACAUUAGUAGCACUACUCAGGUUACGAAUGUUGCGAAUGUUUCGGGACAUUCAGAGGCUAUACUUCAUGAUCAUCCUUCCACUGGGGUUUGCUGCAGGUGGGCUGUAUAUCCACAGCAUCCAGUCAACAGACCCCAAGAUGAAAUCACUAAUUCUUAAUGCAGACACAUACAAGAAUCAUACAAGGAUUGCAUUCCACAAUGCGACAUCAACAUCUCUUGAUGAAUUUGUGCAGUCUCUAGAAGAGAAUGGAUCAUCAUUUGUGGAUCUAUACAAUGGAAACUUCUCACUUCUCCUUGACUUGGCUCCACAUAUGGCUGCACUGAAUGUGAAUGUGUGGGAAAUGCCUGAAAUUAACAUUACUACCAUAUACAACGACACAGCACAACAUUCGCUACCCAUAGUAAUUAAUCUUCUAAGUAAUGCCUUCUACAGGAUGUUGAUGUCUAAAAGAGUGAAGAACGAGCCUAUUGUUGUGAAGACACACCCCUUCCAGCAGACUUCACAGCCAGAGGAAUUCAAUAUGGGCACAUUCUCAUCAGCUAUUUUUAUCGGCAUGACUUUUGUCCUUGUGCCUGUCAGCCUUGCUGUUGAUAUGGUGUAUGAUCGAGAGAUAAAAUCUAAAAACCAACUGCGGGUGAAUGGGCUAUCUCUCCUCAUGUACUUCUUCACUUACUUUGUGGUGCUUGCUGGACUGAUGCUGUUCAUCUGUAUAGCACUACUAACACUCAUUUUUCUAUUUGAUCUGCCAUCGCUGCAAGAGCCGCCUGCAUUUUGCACCAUGGGCAUGCUCAUCAUACUCUACUGUCCUGCUUCCAUCUUAUUUGCAACCUGUGUUUCCUACAUUUUUGACAAGAUGGACUCAGCACAAUCCAUACUGCCCAACAUUGUAACAUUCCUUGGUCUCAUUCCUUUUUUGUUAGUUAUGUUCCUUGAUAUGUUAAGAAUAGGAGGACGAGCAGCUUUGGCACUGCAUGUUGUAUUCUCCCUGCUCAACACAAUGUAUCUACCCUAUGCCGUGGUGUACUUCGUGGACAGAGUUUACCUGAUGUGUCGUGUCAACCUUGCCUGUACAAAUCUCACAUUUGCUGACUACCUCACUGAUGAAAUUAUUGUCAUGCUGGUUAGCAGCCUUCUUCAAAUCCCCAUCUUAAUGUAUGUUCUUCUUGUACUUGACAUCAAGAAAUCUGGUGGACGGGCUAGUGAUGUCUUCAAACAUUUCCUGCCAAACAGCAACAAUAUGACUGUGGAGGAAGUGGAGAACAAUGAUGUUGGAGAGCAUGAGGAUGAUGAUGUUAGGAUGGAACGACAGAAAGUUUCUGACAUAUUAUCAAACCGGAGUGCAGAUCCACCUGUUGUUAUAGUGCAGAACCUGCGCAAGGAGUACCAAAAGGUGACGAGGGUUUGCAGUGGGAGCACUGAUGGCAGUUGCUGCUGUAUGAAGGGAGACAGUGAUCAUGAUGUCCAUAACAAAGUGGCUGUGCAUAACCUUUCGUUAGCUGUGGAUGCAGGAGAAGUAUUUGGAUUGCUGGGGCAUAAUGGUGCUGGCAAGACAACAACGAUGAAGAUCAUGAUAGCAGAGGAAGCAGCUACAAAAGGCAGAGUUCAGAUUGCUGGACAUAACAUUACUUCCAACACUGCUGAGGCCUUCCAGCUGAUGGGGUAUUGCCCACAGCAUGAUGCACAGUGGAAGAAUAUCACAGUAAGGGAACAUCUCGAAUGUUAUGCAGCCAUUCGUGGUGUUCCACCCAGCGAUAUUGACAGGGUUGUAGACUUGUAUUUAGCAGGGCUGCAAAUACAAGAGCAUGCAGGGAAACAGAGCCAACAUUGUUCUGGAGGAACUAGACGCAAACUAAGUUUUGCCAUGGCCAUGGUUGGCAGUCCUUCUGUAGUCCUGAUGGAUGAACCUAGCACAGGCAUGGAUCCUCGAUCAAAGAGGUUCCUGUGGGACACUAUCCUUGCAAGCUUCCAGGGUUCCCGUGGUGCCAUUCUCACAACACAUUCCAUGGAGGAGGCUGAUGCCCUGUGUUCUAGGGUUGGUAUCAUGGUGAAGGGUGAACUCAGGUGUGUUGGGUCCACACAACAUCUGAAGAACUUGUAUGGAGCAGGUUACACUUUAGAGAUGAAGCUUAGGGGAGGAGAUCGAACACCGACGACACCAUCAUCUGAUAGUCACAGUGAUCUGAAAGAGUUUGUUGCUGGACUAUUCCCAGAUGCAACUCUAGAAGAGAGUUUUGCAGAUAGGCUAAUGUUUAGUGUUCCCCAGCAUGCUGUCACAUCAUUGGCUAAAUGCUUCUUACAGCUUGAGACAGCAAAAACUGAACUGAACGUUGAGGAAUACAGUUUCAGUCAGACAACUCUAGAACAGGUGUUCCUAAAAUUCGCUCACUAUGACGAGGUGAAUGGUGACUAAGGGACAAGAGUGUAAUGUUUUAGAAUGCAGAUAGGUUUCAAGGUGGUUGAAGAAGUGGAGACAGUAAUGGAUAUCAGAAAUUGUGUUCAACAAGAAAGCCGAUUGUUGGAAAGAAGAAGGCAGUGGAUUGAUUCCGUCUACCUCGUUGUGAACAGUGCGGUUAUAAAUUAUAAAGUUAAUUUAUUUGCCAGUGGAUUGAAAUAAGAGCAAAUCUGUUUGACAAAUAUCUUCUUCAUGUUUAUUUAGUGAAAUUAAGACACGUGAUAUUACAUGGUGAAAGAUUUAGAAAGGAACAAAUUUUGUUUCUCUCUAUAUUUUUAGGCCUGUUUUGCGAACAGUGGAAUGUAAUAGUUGGGGUUGUCUAGUUUGUCCUAAUUUUGUUCAGACUCUGUUUGGCUUGUUUCUCAUGGAGUGAGUUAUAAGAUAAAAAGAUUAAAUGUGCAUAUAAAUGAGGCAGCCCCUGGAGCGUUAAUGUAUGCUUGAUAAUUUUCCUUACUUUGCUUAUAUGGCUAGUGCUGGUGUAUUUUGUAUUGACCUCAUACUUAAAAAUGGAAAGCCUUAAAUAUCUCCCCUAUGAUUCACAUGCCUGACUAUCUAUGGAACAAAAUAUUUCACAGAAAUAUAAGGGAUUUUAUGAACAUGUAAAAGUAGGGAAGUUUCCAGGAAUGAACCUUCAUUUCUGUAAAAUUUAUGUUGCAGUUCUUCAUGUCAUUCAGUUUAACUCUUUCUUAUCCUAUACUGACAGUCUUAUGUCAUCAUCAUUCUUUCAAACAGGUCCAGUGUUGAAAGUCUUCUACCACCAAUUUACUAAUUUACUGCCAUAUUGUUGUCACUUGCUGAGUUUAUGUGUUUGGUCUUCGUAUUGUCUGAUGUCUUAUCUAGUAGUUAGAUAUAAGAACAACAGAUGGCAAGACUUUUAUAUUUUCCCAUACAUAAGGACUUUUCUUUAAGUUUUUGUGAAAAUUAAUUUGUAGCCUGUAGGAGUGAGGUUGAAAAAAAGGAUGGAAAUGGUUAAUCUUUUAAGGUCUUUAGGACUCAAAACUCACUAUUCUUGAGACCGUUAUUAGGCCCUAAAUUGUUAGACACCAGAGAAAUCCUGACAUUCAUAACAGGUUAAAAGUGAACAACCUAAUAGAAGGCAUGAAACUAUAUUUAAAGAACUAGCUAGACCACCUGGAAAGAAUAGACAGAAACUGCUUACCCAUACUAGCUUUUUGAUAUCACCCCUGAGGAUGACAUGAUGCUGGAAGUCCUAGGAAAAGUGGAAAGAUCAAGAACAUCUUGAGCUUUGAAGGAGCAGGCCUUAAGGCCUAACCUUUGUUUAUGUUCAUGAAGAAGAUGGGUUCAAAAUUAGAUUGUUCAUUGAACUUAAACAUGGAAAUUAUAAACCAUUAUAUAAACUAAUAGAAUUGGAGCUUGGCUAUAUGCUAAAAUGUCAAAGCAAGGUUUUUUCCAUUUUUGAAAAUGAGGCAAUAUGGACUAGUGUCC
This is a messenger RNA of Cryptotermes secundus, 7587 nucleotides long. Its product is annotated as ATP-binding cassette sub-family A member 3. Gene Ontology annotation, molecular function: ATP binding; ATP hydrolysis activity; lipid carrier activity. Gene Ontology annotation, cellular component: membrane; intracellular membrane-bounded organelle. The transcript is spliced from 32 exons. Bases 889 to 6099 code for a protein of 1736 amino acids. The record is from RefSeq and is a predicted model, not a curated record. Gene Ontology annotation, biological process: lipid transport; transmembrane transport. Lineage: Eukaryota; Metazoa; Arthropoda; Insecta; Blattodea; Kalotermitidae.